GAAUCUGAUGGAAAAACUUGUUCAGGUGUGCCGAACUUGUACACUACACUUCCCCCAUAUAUAGUGGGUGCUCCUUUAAUCUCAUACAGAUGUGAUGAGUGUUGAAACAUCGCUGUCAGCACUGAUGAUGCAACCUGUACAAAUCUGGUGGGCAGUUUCACUGCUUGUGUAAUGUUGGAUUCACCAAAGAUCUGACUGCUCCGGAAUGAAAUCAGUUGUGUGAUAUUGAUGAGUGUUUCUGAUGGUACACACGAAUGCCAUCAAAAUGCCGACUGUACGAAUGUGAUUGGAAGUUACAGUUGCACUUGUCAAACAGUCAAAACUAGUACACUGGAGAUGGCAGAGUGUGUAGGGAUAUUAAUGAGUGCGAAGACACUUCAUUGGUGUGUGACAAUAUGGCAAACUGUACAAAUUCUCCUGGCUCAUUUGAAUGCACUUGCAUUCACGGCUUUACAGGCUCUGGCUUGCCUGAUAAUUGCAUGGGUAUCCCACCGCAGCUGGAUAUAUUAGGACAUGGGAAUAACGAUGUUUCUCUCGUCAUGGAACCUGGCCGGUCAUUGAAUCUAACAUGUCAAUC
Messenger RNA from Geodia barretti, 577 nucleotides. Lineage: Eukaryota; Metazoa; Porifera; Demospongiae; Tetractinellida; Geodiidae. The record is from the annotation of a GenBank genome assembly.